UUCCCAGCAUGCUCUUUUCAAGAUGUCGGAACGGUACAGUUUCUCGCUGACAACUUUCAGUCCAUCUGGAAAACUAGUGCAAAUUGAAUAUGCCCUGAAUGCUGUUGCUGCUGGUGCUCCCAGUGUUGGAAUCAAGGCAUCAAAUGGUGUGGUGGUAGCAACUGAGAAGAAACAAAAAUCUGUUUUGUAUGAUGAACAGAGUGUACAUAAAGUGGAAAGUAUGACAAAGAAUAUUGGUAUGAUAUAUAGUGGUAUGGGACCUGACUAUAGGGUUCUAGUACGGAAAGCAAGAAAGAUAGCACAGCAAUAUUAUCUAAUAUAUCAAGAACAAAUUCCAACAUCACAGCUAGUACAACGAGUAGCAACAGUUAUGCAAGAAUACACACAGUCUGGAGGUGUCAGACCAUUUGGGGUAUCAUUGCUAGUAGCAGGAUGGGAUGAAGAUGAGAAAAAACCAUAUUUAUUCCAGUGCGAUCCAUCCGGAGCAUACUUUGCUUGGAAAGCCACCGCCAUGGGAAAGAAUUUUGUGAAUGGCAAAACCUUCUUGGAGAAACGAUAUAAUGAAGAUUUAGAGUUGGAAGACGCUGUACAUACAGCUAUACUCACAUUGAAGGAAAGUUUUGAAGGCCAAAUGACAGAAGACAAUAUAGAAAUAGGAAUUUGUAACGAAAAUGGUUUUCGACGACUUACACCAGCAGAAGUAAAAGAUUAUCUAGCAUCAAUAGCAUAACUUUGAAAAAUCUAUUCAUUAUGAUGACAGGGAACUGGGCAGCUUUGAGGUUUCAAAAUAAGCUGAUAUCUAGACUGUGCUUUGCUUCAAAUUUUACUAGAUUCAGGAUUGUAAAUUGAGAAUUAUACAUUGUAUUUUGUUGUCUCAUAUUAUUCAUCAAAUUCAAAAUUUUGAGUUAAUAUUUCACUCAAGACACAAUUCAAAUCACAAUAAACCAUAUCAUGUCUGAUGGUUAUUGAUGAUGUACAACACCUGAAUUGGUUAAGUGGUUUAUUUUUUUUUCUUGUUCAGCUUAUCAAAGUAAAACCCUUGCUAUAUUGUGUACAGUUUAAACCAUAUGUGACGUUUAUUUAUACAUUAAAUCAUCAAGUUUUCUUGUGUACUCUCUGCUUGGGAUCUUAGGGACUUGAAACCUCAAAGCUUUCAAUUCCACAGGAACUGAAAUUAUGAAAGUAUUGCUGUAUCAAUACUUACUUGAAUUGGCUUCUGUCAAGAUGGUUUUAGGAAACUGUGUAAUCAUUUUCAUUAUAUUGUCCUAUUUUGUGAAUUCACAGUAAAAGUUUUG
Saccoglossus kowalevskii is the source of this 1295-nucleotide messenger RNA. Its product is annotated as proteasome subunit alpha type-2. Gene Ontology annotation, biological process: ubiquitin-dependent protein catabolic process. Gene Ontology annotation, cellular component: proteasome core complex; proteasome core complex, alpha-subunit complex. The record is from RefSeq and is a predicted model, not a curated record. NCBI's taxonomy places the organism in Eukaryota, Metazoa, Hemichordata, Enteropneusta, Harrimaniidae.